AUGGCUGCAAAAACUUCCCCUUCAGGGGUAGCAACUACAGCAGACCCACCCGACAAAAACGACCGCACUCUUCCGGAAUUCAUGGAUAAAAAUGGCAUGUUUGGAAAACUUAUAGUACUUUCCUUAAGCCCAGCUGAUGAAAAACAACCCUUGCCGAAAAACCCUUUCCUUAUCAGCAAAUCCAUUGACCAAUCAAUAGGAAAAAUCGAUGCUGCUUAUACGGAAAAUAAUGGUACGAAGUAUGUCAUCAAAACACGUAGUGAAAAACUUGCCACUAAACUGAUUCAGAUGACAGAGUUGAUUGAUGGAACAAAAGUUAAGGUCAUCCCUCAUCCCGUUCUCAACAUUUGCCGUUGCGUGAUAAGUUGUAAGGAAGCAAUAGAUCUGACCGAAGAGGAAUUUGAAACUGAACUGAAAGGGCAAGGAAUACUUAAAGUUCGUCGGAUUACUCGUACGGAAAAUAAAAAACGAGUCAAUACCCCGACAGUCGUGUUAACAAUUUCAGGAACAGUUAUUCCUAGAGAAGUUCGGGUGGGUAUCAUCAACUGCAGAACGCGCAUAUUCUACCCUUCCCCGUUAGUCUGCUACCAGUGCUGCUCCUAUGGACACACUAAGGAGAAAUGCAGCAACGAAUCAACAUGUCGGAAUUGCUCCAAAACACACGAGCUCGAUAAGGAAGAGGAAUGUAAGGAAGAUCCUUUCUGUAAGAACUGUUCCGGAAAUCACUCUCCAAUUUCACGCAAGUGCCCUCUGUAUCGAAAGGAGGAAGAAAUUAUUAAGAUAAAAGUCGAGAGCGGAAUAACAUUCGGGGAAGCCAGAAAAGAGUACGCUAAAAAAUACGCGGAAAAUUCUUAUGCCAGCGUCUGUGGCGCACAGCAACGCCUUGACCAAACACGCAGAGUACAGGAAAAAGACCUGCAGAUUGCAAAGCUCAUUGCAGAAAACUCAGCACUCAAAGAAAAACUCCCACAAAUUCCUGAAAAAGAAGAACUUGAGAAAUUGAAACAAGAAAUCAUCUAUCUUCGCAAAAUUGCAAAAGAAUUUUAUCUUCUGAAGGCACAGACCAAAACUGUUGAUGAUAAUUUAACUAUCUCUGACAGCGAAUCCGAAGAACAGAUGGAAUUAGAAGAUGAGGCCAUUCCAUCUUCCGUCCAGGAAAAAACAUCUUCGAGUGAAGAUACACCAAGGCUAAAAAAACAAAAACUAAGCUCAAAAAACUCACUCCCACUCCGCCAACCCGUGGAAUCUGAAGAAAAGGAUGCAAGUCAAGAUCAACCUGAAGUAGUUGUUAAGCGACGAGGACGGCCUCCUAAAAGUAAAAAUGAUCAGCCAAAGUAA
Uranotaenia lowii is the source of this 1338-nucleotide messenger RNA. RefSeq lists its product as uncharacterized. Lineage: Eukaryota; Metazoa; Arthropoda; Insecta; Diptera; Culicidae. The record is from RefSeq and is a predicted model, not a curated record. The transcript has a single exon. Bases 1 to 1338 code for a protein of 445 amino acids.